UGUUUGAGAGCAAUAUAUUCACACUCCAAACCUUUUUGUUGCUUUGUGCUUAUUGGAAUGAAAGACCCUUGAGUUCUCUCUCUCUCUCUCUCUCUAGGUUUCACUCUUCUCUGCCAACUCUUCAAACAACAAAGAAUAAUCUCUCUUCUUCUUCUGCUACACCAACUCUUCCACUUCCAUAGACAGUUUGUAUAUUUGGAAUCUGAUGCCUCCGCCACCGCUGCUGGUUCCUGAAGAGGAAGGGCAGAGCAACACCUCAACGGUAGCAUCUGCAUCUCCACGAUCUUUGGACUGUUUCUCCCAAACUGGAGCUGGAUUGAAAGAACGCAAUUACCUUAGAUUGUCCGAUUGCUCAUCGGUCGAAAGUUCUGGUGUCCCAAGCUUGUCUGAUGAGCAAAAGGUGAACCUGAAUUUGAAAGCUACGGAGUUAAGGCUCGGCCUUCCUGGAUCCCAGUCGCCUGAAAGGGAUUUGGAUCUUUUUUCUUUGGCCUCAACUAAGCUUGAUGAGAAACCGCUGUUCCCUUUGCUUCCCACUAAAGAUGGAAUUUGCUCAUUGUCCCAGAAGAACGUGGUUUCGGGAAACAAAAGAGGUUUCGCUGACACAAUGGAUGUUUUUCCUGAGGCGAAAUAUAAUAGUAAUGCGCGUGUGAACAUAUUGCUAUCGCCUAGACCCUCUACAGCUCAACCUACUACAGUUAAAGAUAUAUCAAACAAAGUGUUACAAGAGAGCUCUUGUGCAGCAAAUGGAACUGGUGCUCCCGUCAAUGGCAGCGCACCGGCUUCUAAAGCACAAGUUGUCGGUUGGCCUCCUAUUAGAUCAUUUAGGAAAAACUCAUUGGCUACCACUUCUAAGAACAACGAUGAAGUGGACGGCAAACCAGGUCCAGCUGCACUCUUUGUGAAGGUUAGCAUGGACGGUGCUCCUUAUCUUAGGAAGGUAGAUUUGAGAAACUAUACAACGUAUCAGGAACUGUCGUCCGACCUUGAGAAGAUGUUCAGCUGUUUUACCUUAGGUCAAUGCGGUUCUCAUGGAGCUCCAGGAAGAGAAAUGUUGAGUGAGAGCAAGUUGAAGGACUUCCUCCAUGGUUCUGAAUAUGUAGUCACUUAUGAAGAUAAAGACGGUGACUGGAUGCUUGUUGGAGAUGUACCGUGGGACAUGUUCACUGACACAUGCAAAAGGCUGAAAAUCAUGAAGGGUUCUGAUGCAAUUGGCUUAGCUCCAAGGGCUAUGGAAAAAUCCAAGAGCAGGAGCUAAGAUAGAUGGCAUUAUUGGGACUGGUGACAAGUUUUUUUUUGUCUAGUAAAGUAAAGUUGUACUGAGAAGGGUGUGGACAGAAAACCAUGGUAUAAAGGACUGAAAAUCCAUGGGUUUUGAUGGUUUCAGAUGUUAUUAUGUUUUGAAGUCCCUAGUAGUGUCUUAAUAUAUGUGUUACAUUUGUUAUUUCUUUCAUUAUAUGUACCUUAUGAAGCUAGCUUCAGUAUUAGUAGUUUGGGAGUUGUGUAAUAUUUAUAGGAACCUAAUGUUUGGAUGAAUGCUUGUUGCAAUCAGUAUUGUUCAUGUGAUUUGUUACCA
This is a messenger RNA of Lathyrus oleraceus (garden pea), 1573 nucleotides long. RefSeq names its product auxin-responsive protein IAA9. The record is from RefSeq and is a predicted model, not a curated record. The coding region runs from base 206 to 1255 and encodes 349 amino acids. Gene Ontology annotation, biological process: regulation of DNA-templated transcription. The transcript has 7 exons. Gene Ontology annotation, cellular component: nucleus. NCBI's taxonomy places the organism in Eukaryota, Viridiplantae, Streptophyta, Magnoliopsida, Fabales, Fabaceae.